Monosiga brevicollis MX1 is the source of this 3978-nucleotide messenger RNA. RefSeq lists its product as uncharacterized. The record is from RefSeq and is a predicted model, not a curated record. Gene Ontology annotation, cellular component: signaling receptor complex. Gene Ontology annotation, biological process: cell surface receptor protein tyrosine kinase signaling pathway; protein phosphorylation; positive regulation of kinase activity. The coding region runs from base 1 to 3978 and encodes 1325 amino acids. Gene Ontology annotation, molecular function: ATP binding; transmembrane receptor protein tyrosine kinase activity. The transcript has 16 exons. Lineage: Eukaryota; Choanoflagellata; Craspedida; Salpingoecidae.
AUGUUUAGGCGUGGAUCACGCGCCAAAAACGCUGCUGCUGCCGCCGCUGCGGCUGCGGCGGCGGCCGGGGCGAGUCCCGGAACGGCCCCUACUGCUGGCCCCGUGCGCAGUGCCAGCAUCUCCCAGGGCCAUGGAUCAGAGGUCGGCAGUCCCCGCCAAGGCGCUGGUGCCAUGGCACAGGGGCCGGCAGCCGAUGAACCUAGCCGCAGCCGCUCCGUGAGCGUCAGUACAGCCGCCAGCGCUGGCUUGCCGUUCAAGGCCAAAUUCUUCGGCAACCUCAAAAUCUCCAGUCAAUUCAACGAUUCUUCCCUGAACGAGGCCAUGCUUGAGUGUCGCUCCAUGGCCAAGGAACCCCUCAAAGUGUGGAUUGACGUCCGCGACGCCGACGUUCGCAUCGUCCACCGCAAAGACGACAUGAUCAUCGGUACCCCCCUCGCCCUCCCUUACAUUGCCGAGGUCAAGGUCACCACUGCCGACAAGAAGUUCUUUGUCAUUGUCUAUCGGCAAAACGAAACUCACCUCUGCUACACCUUCAGUGUCAAGGAGAAGGCCCGUGUCAUUUGCGAAGCCAUCCUCAACAAGCAGGGCCUCAACAAAGCCGCCGCUGACUCCGCUCCCGAACUCAAGUCCGCUUCCGACUUUGACCGCCCCGCCAGAUCCAGCUUCUCAGCCGGCAGCAGCAUCCGCCGUGGCCCUUUACCUGGCCGUCAAUCCAGUAUCCGCCAACUCGGUGGUCGUACCAUCUCGGGUGACCUCAGUGGCCGCCGCCUCAACAUUGACGUGGCCUCGGAAUCCUCCACCGAUCACGCCAACGACGUUCCCUUGGCCGGCCGCACCGCCUCCCCUUCCACGCCCACGACCCCCAGCUCCCCGGCGCCCGGCACCCCCACAACCCCGCGCACACCCUCCGCCCCCGAAUUCAGCCGGUCUCGCUCCGGCUCCAUGUCCUCCCAUCACCCCACCGAGAGCCCGCUGGCGCGCCACACCUCCGCUCAACAAUCCAUGCGUGCCGGGCCUCCGAGCCGCAACCGCGCCCUUGCCUCCCAAUUACGCCACGGCUACAAGGUGCAGGGUUAUUACCUCGGCCAUGAACUGGUCAAUGCCCUUCGAGGCAAACACGUGUGCCAAGACGCCAUGAUGCGCAACUCCACACGCUGGCGCGAGCUUCAACGCAGGCGCCCCAACGAAAAACCUCGUGGCAUCGUCCUCACCAUCACCGAAAGCCUCGUUCACGCCGAGGACAUGCAAGCCGGCACCCCACUCUUUAGCCAUUUCCUCAAAACAGUCUCUUUCACCUGUGUCGCCCUCCAAAGCCCCGACCGCGGCGACGUGUUCGCUUAUAUCCGCAACGACGACAAAAUCGGCCACGUCCAAUGCCACCUCUUCCAGCUGCGUUUUGGUGACGGUGACAAACUCACCGCUGCCGUGAGCGAGGCCUUUCAGAUCCUCAGUGAACAAAGCAAGGCCCUCGGUGACGAUCCGUUUCGUGUCACCGACCAACGCCGGGAACCCGUUCGUGGUGAGCUCUUUUACAAACAAAUUCACCGGCGCGACCUCAAGGCCAUCAAGCAAAUUGGCGCCGGCCAGUUUGGCGAUGUUUGGCUGGCCAAACAAAAGGUCGCCCCCGGACAGGGUGAGGGUGGUAGUGAUAGCAUCACACGAGCUGUCAAACUGCUUCGAGGCGCUGCAAGUGCUGCCGACAAAGAGGAAUUCUUGCAUGAGGCUGAAGUCAUGCUCGAGCUGCGCCAUGAUCACCUCAUCCGCAUCAUUGGCGUAGCUCUCCAGCAGAAGCCCUGGCUCUGUGUCUUGGAGUACAUGCAGUAUGGUGACCUGCGCUCAGUCCUCAUGGCCUGCAAGGAAAAGGGACUUCAACUGCACCUUCACGAGAUGAUUGUCUGGUGCACGCAACUGGCCAAGGGCAUGGCCUUUAUGGCCGAAUCGCGAAUGGUCCACAUGGACCUGGCUGCUCGUAACUGCAUGUUGGCAUCCAACAAUGUGGUCAAGGUGGGCGACUUUGGCCUCACGCAGCGACUGGAUGAAGGCCACGAUUACUUUUUACUUCGAACUCGCCUCAAGCUAGCCCUGAAGUGGUGUUCACCCGAAGGUCUUGAUGAAAAGAUCUUUUCCGAGGCAUCGGAUGUCUGGAGUUUCGGCGUACUCAUGUGGGAAAUUAUGAUGUAUGGCGAGGCUCCCUAUGAGGAGAUUGAGCUCCGCGACGUGCAGCGUUAUGUUCGCGAAGGUGGCCGGCUGACACAACCGCCCGACUGUCCUGACAAGACAUUUGCGGUCAUGAAAAAAUGCUGGAAUUCGGACCGUCGCACUCGCUGGACCUUUUCAGCCCUGCAGCGCAUGCUGGACGGCGAGCUUCGUUUCCUCAAGCCCCCGCCACCUCGUGAUAUCGGUGCUGUUUUGCACAAUUCGCUCAAGAAGAUGAUCAUCUGCACCUGGGGUUUGCCUGGUUUUGCUAUUCUCCGCACAAACACCAUCGCACAUCUGAGCUUUUGCAAUGGCGCUGUCCGGGGCGCCAAGCUCAGCCUGGAUGACUUUGAGGCCGGGCAAGAGUCGACGGAUGAUACGCCCGUUGCACCAAUGCAACAUCGGUCCGUGUCCAUACGCCAGACAGACACAAUGGAAUCACGACGCCGCAGUCGCACAUUCUCUGGCUUGGACGAAAGCCAAGCCCGCGGCGUGGCACCGGCAGGCCUGAGCGACGCCGUACAAGCAGCGCGCAACAGCUUUCGAAAGGCCAGCUUUUCUGCCACGGCCGAGAGCCUAAAGGUCAACUCGGUUUCGCGUGAGAAUCCGCUGCAAAAGCUGCAACAGAGUGCAGAUGCAGAAAUGCACAGCAGGAGGACAAACGGCAUUGACGAUGAUGAAGAAGAAUUCGAUCAACCUGAUUCACACAAGUCUGCUGCCACACCGGCGGACAUGUCGGUCCUGGCCGCGGCCCUGAUCGAUGAUGAAGAGGACGCCUUUGCGGGCUUUGGCCAUGAGGAUGGCCAGGGUGCGAACAUGAAGGCAGUGCAAAAGUUGGGCCACACACCCCCCAUGCACCGACGUCUUCCUGACCCACACUCACCACGAGGAGCGCGGCGCCCUUUGGCUCCCAAAUCCCCAGCCCCCGAAGCCUUUCGCACUCCUCCUGCGUCAGCAUCCGAGCCGGGGCUAUCAGAACACACCCAUCGCCACCUCCCUAAUCAUCCUCAGACGGCUUCGGCAACGCGGUCCCCUGCUGCGUCCUCGCCGGCCCGGCCAUCAAUCACCACUAAGCCCGGGCAUCAAGCGGCGCCCAUGAGCACCACGGCAUCUGCGGAUUCCCUUGAGCAUGACAAGCGCAUGCUCACGCUUAAUCGCCGCAAGAAAAAGGAGCAGGAUUUGGCUCAGCAGGCCGAGAAACUGACGUUGUCAGCUAAGGCGACCAAGUCCUUGUCCUUGACCAAGGGUAUGGGUCAAAUGCUACAAGAACAAACGGCAGCGCAGGACCCCUUGAGCAAGCACAGCCGAAUCUACGAGGCACUCAACCCCAAGCCACUUUGGCGACAGACGGUGACAGAAAAGCGGCAAGCAGACGAGGAGCGUGUGGAGCUGGGCGCUGUCGGGGCCGGCAAUAGCUAUGUGUUGCAGGCAGCCCUCGAUCCGGACGAGCCAAUGAGCGUCCCUGCUGCCGAUGAGACGUUUCAAGGCUUUUCCGAACCGGAGGAGGACUCAGAUGAAGAGGAGGAGGAAGAAGUUGAGCGAGAUGAAGAGGAGAUCAACUUUGACGCUGAUCUCAUGGCCAUGUUGGAGCGCAACCGCGAAGCGCGUGCGCGUGAGGAGGCGGAGCGCCGCGCACGCUUGAAGCGCGAACACGAGGAAGCACAGCGCCGCGAGGCGGCUGAGCGUGAAGCCAUUCUAAGCAAAAUUCGAGCGCAACAGGCCGAAGAACGGGCUCAGGAGGUGGGUAUCCCCCAGGCUUUGAUGCGCUUUUUGUUUGUUUGA